Molecule: messenger RNA, 2412 nt
Organism: Cherax quadricarinatus
Lineage: Eukaryota; Metazoa; Arthropoda; Malacostraca; Decapoda; Parastacidae
Source: RefSeq, a predicted model, not a curated record
AUGAAGAGAUCAGAAGGUGAGGAUUGCUCCAACUCCUGGAAUCAAGAGCCCAUUGGUGUAAAAAUAAUAUUUGUUUUUCUGUUGUUCCAGGCUGACUUGUUGGAGGCUCGUCUGAACAGCAGUAACAACAGCAGUAACAGCAGCAGGAGUAGCAGCAGAAGCAGCAGCCCAUGCCCGGACCAUGAGGGUGGUGUGGGCGGGUGUGGGUGGGUUUGUGGGUGGGUGUGUGGGUGGGUGUGUCUCCUCAGACUGGCACAGUUUUCUCUGUGUCUGACUAUUAUGGGCGUCAGCGCCCACCUCCUGCUAGCUACCUUGACCACGGUGCUAGUGGGACCGCCCACACCCCGCCCACGGCCGCCCCUUGCCUUCGUCUCAGAGCACCACCUGCCCAGACCUACGCCUGACAGCCUGCUCGACCUGCACGAGUUUCGUUACGUGCACGAAGCUUCUGAAACGUGUUCACCUGCACGACUCUUCUUCGUGUUCCUGGUGCACUCUCGCCCUGACCACUUCCGUCAGCGGCAGGCCAUCAGGGCCACCUGGGGUGGCCACAGGGACCUUGGCGGCGGGUGGGCGGCCCGCACAGUGUUUCUACUAGGUGUGGGCGGCGGUGGCGGCGGCGAGGCGGGAGAGGGCGGGGUGGGCGGCGGCAUCAACAUCACGCAGGUAGUGGAAGAGGAGUCUGGGCGGCACGGUGACCUAGUGGUCGGCAGCUUCACCGACCACUACCACAACCUUACCUACAAACACGUCAUGACGCUGCGGUGGGCGGCCGCACACUGCGCCCACGCUGUCUACCUCAUUAAAGCCGACGACGACGCAUUUAUAGACGUACCAGCCCUGAGGGCGCUGCUGGACCGCACUUUCGCCCUUCCACCUCCGAAACGCACCCUAGCAUGCAAUGUCCUACCAGCGGGAACCGAACCCCAACGUUCGGGUAAGUGGGCCGUUAACGAAUCCGACUAUCCCUGGUCCACCUAUCCACGGUACUGCGCUGGUUUAGCCUACGUAGCGACGCCAGACACGGCUGACGUGUUGUCCCGGGUAGCGGAGGCCAGAGUGUCCACCAGGAUAUGGGUGGAUGACGUCUGGGUGACGGGGUUGUUGGUGGAGUCGCUAAGAAUUCAACCACAUUAUCUGAACCUCAGAUAUUCCUACGAUCACAACGACAUGGCUGCCUGGACCGGUCGCGCGCGUCCGGCUUCACCACCACCGUAUAUCUUCGCCCAUUUGGAUCCGGCUUGUCCUGACUGGUGGCCCACUUUACGAACCCUCUGGAGGCGUGCUAUCACCGCCCACCAGCUGGCUAUCACGCCCACACACACGCCCACCACCAACUCAUCUCACGACAGAUAACCCAACCUGCAUUCCACGUGAGGCACUGUUUUGCCCGUCCGGAAAGAGCAACGUUUAUCCAGGUUUAUCCUAGAGGAGGACCAACCUAGCAGUUUAUCCUAGUAGGAGGAAACUCUCACAUGCGUCCCGAGAUGUUUCCCUCAACGGGUAUAGUGAUGGUUAAGUAUUGAUAAAGCGGGUCGUUAAGUCUUGUAAAUAACUUCUGUUGUCUGGACAAUAUUACGUCGUUUUAAGUUACCGUGACCGCCAUGAUUGAGGCUACACUUACGUGUCAUUUAACACGUGUCUAAUAACACGUGUCUUCUAACACGUGUCAUCUAACACGUGUCAUCUAACACGUGUCUCCAAGGGGUAACAGCAGCAGCAUUACCGUGGCCUCUACCCUCAUAGAGUCAAGGCUCAACAUCUGGAGCAAACUGUUAUUUACAGAGCACGUUUCGCUCUGUACAGAGCUAUACUAGGAGCGAGAAGUAGUCUAGAAAUCAGUGUUUAUACUGAUCACAGUAUUUACAGCCCUUUUUGUGCGCAUUAAGAGAGAUAUUGUAAGAGUCUCCUGGCGCUACACUGACUGGAUUUAAUACACAAUAAUUCACUAAUUUGUAAGAAUUUAUAAUUGAUAAAACAUCCUGUCAAAACCUAAAUAACAGUAAGAUUGUGUCUAAAUAACAAUAAGCUUGUGCCAAUCUUUUAGACACAGGAAUCAAAAAAUACAAAAACUCCGGAUGUAUUCAUAGAACAGCCUAAAAAAUAUUUUAGCCAGGAAUGAAAAUACACUUUUUAAAACCCUCCAAGCCUGACCAAGUUGCCUUUUUGGUUAUAUAUUUGUAUAUAUUGUAUCAUAUGUAUAGCGUGAGACGCAUAUUCCGUGCCAAACGUAGAGGAUUUUUUUUUAAUUGUUUACCAUUGUCUGCCGCCAUGUUCCUGCGUCCUUCGGAGGCGUCAGGAUAUUUUACCUUUUUUGCAGAAAGAUUGCUUGCCUGAGUCAAUUUUUCACAUUACUGUAAUUUCAAGAAAAUUAAUGUUGGUCAAAUAUGUUAGUUUCACUGCUGAAUUUUG